AUGGCGAAUCUCGUAGAGGCCAUGCAGAACAAAUUCAACGCAAUGAAUGCAGACGAAAUAGCUGCAGAAUGUAAAAUUAAGAGAGCCUCGCGAGCUGGUUAGGCCCUGUCCGCCAUAUCAUACUUUUUACUUAGGUGGCGUACGUUUAAUAUCGACUCACGUAAUUGCUAUGGACAACCAAAACAUUGUCACUGUUGGUGACAUCGAGCCCCUACGAUGGGUCUUCGACAACUUACAAGAACUGGAUUUGUCCUCAAACAAGAUUAAAUCGUGGUCAGAGGUAAUAAUCGUUAAUGACAGCACAUGCACACUUGACUUAAAUAUUUUCUCUUCAAACUACUUUUUUGAGUAAAUGCUCCCUUCUUUUUACUCCAUCAGUUACUGAAUUUCGCUCCUUUCAAACUUGAUGUUUUAUUCUUGUCUUUCGAAUUGUCUAAAACUCACAUGCAAUGUCGUCGCAUCACGUAAAUAAGAAUUAUUUUCGUCUGACUCGCAUCCUCAUCGCCGCUUUAAUCUUGUAUUGUUAGCCUCCUGAAAAUAUUACAAAACCAAUAGAUGCCUUUGAUCGGAAUGUGCACUAACUAUGUGCUGACAUACAAAGCUCAUUGCGAUUGUUACCUUUGAGGUUUGUAUAUUAAUUACUAUGAGACGGUACCGCUUCCGCAAUUUACCAUGAGUGUGAGCCGACUUUUCAGGUAUCCCCUAGAGUGGAGCGCUUUGAACUAGAAUUUGAUCUGUGAUAUACUCAAUUAAUUCAAUUGGUCAGUUUCCUUCGUCCGCAUAACCCGCAGGCUAGUAUAUCCUAGUGGACAAAACUGCAUCUUCCGACUACAGUUUUUCCGUAUUUUUAAACCUCACUACCAGUUUUCCCCUGAAAUAAUCCUUUCUACGACUUUACGUCUGAGGUUGUACAUGUUACGUCCUUACACUAAUUUUAAACUUAUAGUGGACCCUACUAGUCCUCAUCCACACUUCCUCGUCACUCCUGAUUCGCCAUUUUAUAUUCCUGAAAACCCGCUGCAUUCAUUUUUUAAUCCCCUUCUUACCAUUUUACAUGAUGCGCAGCGUGUUUAUUUAAUCUACUUGAAGUUCUCUCUAAGAAAUCCUGCUUUGUUUUUGGAAAGUAUUUUAAAUUAUUAAGGACUUUUACACAAAGGACUGCAUUUCCGUUGCUCCCUACGGCCUGUCAUUCAUUACCUCUGCGAGUUUGAAAUGUGUUGGUGGUGAUUGCUCCCAAAACUAUCCUCACCGCCUCUCAACAUCUUUACUGUCUUCAAAUUACGCUGCCAGAACAACCUGCCAUAUCUAGAUACAUUGUUCGGUCUUCCUUAAAGUGUCAGUGUUUUUUCUCUUUAUUCCGACAUAGCUUGAAAGCCGUGUGUAAGUGGAAGGAUUCUGCCAAACCCGUUCGUCCUAGCAUAAAGUCACCUCCAAGAGCUGUCAUUUCUCUUCAGGUAUUUACCGUGUUGGAGUCCUCGCCCCGGUUGCAAAUCCUGAACUUAAGCUACAACCCCCUACAUGCGGCUGCUUUGUUUUGCGAACCAGCGUACACAGUUUUGGAUAGCCAAUCCUAUGAUCAAGGCAGCUGUAGCAGUUCGCCAGCAACAGAUCCAAUCCUGUGCUACCAUCAAGACGUUAGCCUUCUAAAUGAGCUAUCAUUCAAUGAGGAAAACGCAGCAAGGGAGGCCGAGACCGCCCCCAUGGACGUUGGUGAGAUUGGUUUGGCUGACUUCCUCAUGAGCUCCUCUCCCAGCGAUCAGUUUAUUUCUCCCCAGCUGACUACGCUGGUUCUUAACUCCACCUACGUCCCUUGGCAGCGAAUUCUUACUCUGCUCUCCUAUUUGCCUGGGUAAGCCAGUGCGGGUCUUAUCGACCUCUUCAAGUACCCUUUUUCUGUUGUAAGUGAUUGCUUGGAGUUUUCUCAAGUCUGUCCUAAGCGAUACAAAAGACAGUAAGUUUCGUCGCCAACCGAAAGCAGACACCCGAUCGACUACCUUCUCUCACAUUUUUUGACUAAGUAGACGAAAGGCCUUAGUCUUGCCAUUGUCUUGUCUCUAACUUAUUCCAUUUCGGCAGUGUUUUGUUUCUGUCGUCCUACCACAAGUGUUCUCCGACCAGUAGGGCUUUUAUUUUUUUGAUUUCUGUGUACUUACUUCAGCACCCUAUAGCGUAUACAGUUCAUUACUAACAGCUGGUUCUUUGCAGAUUUUUAAUGCAGUAAAGUUCGCUGAGUUCCACCUAUUUCACGGUAUGAUUCGCUCAUGUAGAUGAGUAUCAGGUCGUCAUAUUUUUACAUUAAACUUAAAGAGUAGUUUCUUUUUCAUUAAUUGGUGAUCCGCAUGACCUUGUACAAAACUUCUCGCAAGUCCCCCUCCGCCCUAGAACCUGUUCGCGUUCCCCAUAGUGCAAAUAUUGGUGACGAUAGCCUUAGUGUUAGUACCUAGAUCCUAUCUCACUAGCUUGGCCAGAUUUCCGACAGGGGGUAGCCCAUGUAGCCGGUAAGAUAGGAGCCCAAGAGCUCAGUGCCCAUGAAUUUGCAACGCGGCUGGCGAUUGAACUGGCAAGUUCACGACAUUAAGGAAGUAUUCGGGCGUCGGACGGGGUUCACCCGCCACCACUGCCUCGUUGUCGAGAUAUAAAGACAUGCUUAUACUAUGGUAGGGUGCAAAACCGGCCAAGGAACGAGAACUAACCGAUGUCAUUAGCUGUUUUCCGACGACGAAUAAACAAAUGAGUAGUCUGACAAUAAUCCCUCUCUUCAUUUCUGUGGAGAUGCAUGAUCACUAAUUUAAUGGAUGAGCCAGCUUGAGGUCUCAUUCUAGCUGGUUUACCUCAGUGUUUUUGAAGCCGAUUUUGCCUAUUGUUUCCCUUGAAACGCCUUGCCACUGUGUGCGCAUUUUAAGGAAAAUCUCCUCACAUCUUCCAUGCUUGCCAGAAGCAAUUAGGUUUGCUAUUUUUGGAGCCUUUGAAGGCCUUUAACUCAUUUCACAUUUGCUUUUUAUUAUAAUUUUAGUUUUGUAGUUUUGUGUGCAAUAAUUUACCAUGCAAGAAUACGGUCACCUUUGACUUCCUUCACACUUCCUGCCACCAUUUUAUACGUACAGCCAAAAAUGAACGUUUAUAGCUUUCUUUGAUUUGUUUGUGACUGCCGCAAGGUUUCACUUCUGACCGAGUUGACUACGUUCUGAGAAAAAAGCUACAAGUUGCUCAUCAGUUUUUAUGCAAACUGGACAUUCAGCGGAAUCUGCUUUAUAUGCCUAAGAGUAUCUUCACCUCAUCAACUUCCGUUAAUUUUAUGCAUCUGGAUUUAGGAAACACAAGCUAUGGCAGCAAUUUGUCUACUCUUCUACUUGUAGUGUUCGGAAGUCCUCUUCGACCGUAAGCGUCUUUGGCUUCCUCUUAAUGCCGUAGAUUUUCCUUUUCCCAAAGUGACGCGUGUUGUAGACUGUCACCUCAGUAAAACGCUCUUCUUCACUUUUUCGUAAACUCUUCGCCGUUUGGACUCUUGUUUUAGAAAGUUAGCAAAAAAGCACCACUGCGGUAUUAGAAAUCACACCAUUCUAUUUAUUCCACCUCUCUUCUGAGAUGUUCUAGUGGCAUGGAUUAAGGCUUCUUAGCACCAGUAGGACCUUAUCGAUAGUGGAAAUUAAGUUUUUCUCCUGGCAAUCGGAGGUCAUUUCCAGUCAACCUGAAUUCCCUACUUUUGCCUACUAGCCGCUUUUUUGCCAGCAUUUUUCCUAUUAAAUUAUUUAUUUUUAAACUACGUGGCUCCACUCUGCCACAUCCCGACGUGCUACUGAUAUUAGUACCCAUAAUUUCAUUUUUGCUAGUUUGUUCUGAGGAAAGCCCAAUCAGGGUUCCGUGUUGGGAUUAGUCGAUCACAUUCAUUGGUUCUGCGCGCGUACCAAUCACGCAGUGAAUUCGCACCUAACUACAGACGUCCAUAAUCUCUCCUAGCGGCCGACAACGUUAAGAACGACACACAGGGCUCGGGAUACUUUUCCGGCUACGGAAACGCUGAACAGAGUCAUUAAGCAUCAUUCCAAAUACGCAUGUAUGCGUAUAUAGUAAGAAGAGUGUGGUGGUAUGCCUAAGUGCAGGCCUAGCCGUGCCAGUUGUCUGCGCCUUCUCCCACAUCCGGUCUUCUUGACUAUGUACUGACACCGGGUCCAGGUGGCGUAGGAGAGAGUGCGGUAGACGCAAUGCAAGUCCGCCCCCACUAUAGACUAAUUCGCAUGUAAGUCCUCAUGCCCGCCCUCAUCUUGCUGUGGAGCACCCUGUGAGCGUCGUCGACAACGACUGUUGAACUGUGGACUCCAGUAGUAAAACCGUUUGGAGCGUAUAAAAUCUAUGUAACAAAAAGUAAGUAGGUCAAGUCAUAAAGAGGAUGCUGCACCACUAAGGAUAAUGGAGUUAUAUAUACAAUUGGUCCACCUGGAGUGCCAGGUAGUCCCGAAAUGUCCGGUAAACUACCGAUGGGAAGUGGAGCGCUAGCGUUAACUGCAGGAGAGGGUUGUCGAGGUGUGCUGACAGUGGAGAGGAUACGAGCGACCAGCGAGAUUCGAAGCUGUCAGCGGUAGGUAGGGAGGGAUACAGGCCAUUUCUGCCUACACUCGUUUACGCUAUUCCCAUCCUGGGUCUCCGCUAAAGUGCCGUCGACUCCCUUAAGCAAAUCACAGGUGCGUCACACUCUGCCGUCGAUGACUGUUACCUGUUAUUUUGUCUUUGGCCUGUGAAUUCCCUGUAGUGGUGACAAUUCCCGGAAUUUACUCAAAAUAGCCCCCGAAAAUGCGAGAAUGAAUUGGACGAGUUAAUAACAAAGAGCCUAGCGAAAAAGAGUGUAGUUAGGCACAUCAACUUUGGUAAGUGUAAGCCAUGUUCUUUUGAGCGAACUUGUAACCCCUAUUCUGUUUUGCUGAUCAGGAAGAGCAACGAGCUGUGGUUUGGUUCUGAUGUCUUUCUUUGGUCAAAUUCUCAAGUAAACUGAUUUCAAUUAAACAGUAAAUAAGCACAAGGUGUUCCAAUGGCACACUUCGGUCACCUCUGUUCCUUUGUAGUGCCGAAACGCGUCUCUACGUGUUAAUAUCUUUGACACCCUGACGUAGUCCAAAUGCACUGUGAAGGACGCCUAGCUGUAGUGGAGGGAAAACUGCGCGGUCACCAUGGUUCAGCCUUUGCAAAACCGCCUUUGCUUCAAGUUUCUAGGCUGGGGAUUUACUUUGCCUGCUUAUGUCUCUUCCCGUCAUGGGUGAACUUACUCCAGGACAACUGCCGUAACUUGGGGCUGUGGACUCGAUCUAGGUAGUUUUGCAUUUCAACGCAUUUGGUUUCCUGGGCUACUUAAAUGGCGUCGACUAAUCCUUCAUGUUUAAUCCUACCGAACAAAGGCGGAAAAAAGAUGCGCCAGAGCUCUUCCUAGGCACCCUGCAUGCAGCCUGGGUUGCAGCCCUAUACAGCAUGGUGAUUCUUUUGUUUUCUUCAAGUAGCAUAUUCUGCCAAGACUUAAAGUCAAUCGCACCGAGGGACUGUCUUGCUCAUGUUUUGCGAUUUCCGUCGAGAACAGGUGACCGUUUUGAUGCUGGCUUUCGGGGGAAAACGUGUUUGCCAGUUAUUAUCCCGACUAUAAGGCCGGCGAAUUUGCAGACUACACGACGUCUGUAUGCUACUGAGGCCUCAGAACUGAGGCUCUACAGAGCUUAAUUAUGCAACCCCGCUGUACCGCUGCUCUCUCUCUCCCUCUCUCUCCCCCCCCUCUCUGUCUCCCCCUCUCCCUCACACUCGCUCUCUCUCUCCCGUUUCCGAACGCACUGCCAGCUUUACCUGUUCAACCGAGAGUCAUUGCCCGGUUUCUUAUCUGUCAACCGUCCAGAAUUCUUUCCUAGCGGCAAUGGCAGCAUUUGAAUCGCCUGCUUUGCACCGCUGUGCACUGUCCGAGUUUUUUUCCCACCCUACGGCGCGCCCUUGCAGCGACCUUAAAACAGCUGUUUUGCGCGCGCGCGCACACGGUGUCUGCCGAGGGCAGGCUACAGCAGCCGCCACCGCCGCCAUCAGUCACGUGGUGUGUGCCGGGCGUCGCCUGCGUUUUUUUUUCUCGCGCCCUUGAGACGUAAGACGCUCGCAGAGCCACGCACACACACCCCGGCUGGGGGGGUUGGUCGCGCGCCGUGGGGGCCUGUUCUGUCUUUGCCGUCGUUUAGACAUACAGACCUGCAACUUCGCUUUGCAUGCCUCCGCUCUGACCCACAGUCCUGAUAACUCGUUUCAUCGCUCGCCCCCUGCGGAGGGGCUUAACAGUUUGAAGGUCUGUUCUCGAUGUAAUCCUUAAUGCGCUAUUUUAGAUCGAGUGGACACCGCCGCAGUGGUUUUCUAACGGGUCACGGGCUCUUUGUCCUGCCAAUUGCGAUCGGACAUAUACAGUGGUAGAGGGACGCUCACUGAUCGUCAUCGGACAACUAGGCUCUUUGUCCUGUCAAUUGCGAUCGGACAUAUACAGUGGUAGAGGGACGCUCACUGAUCGCCGUCGGACAACUAGGCAACAGGUCGCGAAGUCGAGCCGUAGGAGUUGCAAAACCUGGGGUUUAUUUGGCUGGUUGAUGACGCCAAAUGAGCCAGAAAUGGCCAUUCCAGCCCCCCCUCGUCUGGUUGGGCUCGAGAGAGAGCCCCAAGGCACAACGCGGGACGAGUGAGUUCCGUGACACGAUCGGUGAGCGUCCCUCUACCAUUGUAUAUUCCCGAUCGCAAGCGACAGGACAACGCCCCCGUGGCUCAGCGGUUAGAUGUGUUUGGCUUCUAACCAACAGGUCGCGGGAUCGAUCCCCAGGCGUUCCACGCUUCGGGGUUAGGUAUAAUUGGCCGACGACUGCCAAUGUGCCAGAAAUGGCCGUUCCAGUGUCCAUUGUCUUUGUCGGUAAUGCCAUUCUCCCCAUAUAUAUAUAUAUAUGCAUGUAUAUCAAACGGAGAAGAGGCGUUCACUGGGAGAGGCUUAUUACUGUCUGACGUCUUCAGACCUUAAUCCGCCUACCUGUCUUUGGAGACCCGAGCGUCUUGCGCACAGCCCACAUUAUGUGGCGCACUUUUCUUGAUGCGUAGGCCACUAAUGCCGACUGUUAAGCUGCAUCUGACCUCCCGUUUCAUCGUUAGCUGUGUUUCCUCCGUCCUUGUUCACUGCGACGAUGAUUGGUAGUCGCGACUGUUGCACGCCGUCGUUGUCUCCUGUCAAGAAAGAUCGUAAAACCAGAUGGGGGGGCUGAAAUUGAUGCGGCGGUUGACUGAGUGGCCAGUGGAGUUCAGUCAGGCCUGCGAGUAACUCCAAUUACGAGAGACGCGAAGGACCUAGCAACUGUCUCGACGACUCCGUUUGUGUACGGAAUGUCCCUCCCCCCCAUGAUUUCGGCUGACCACACUCUUCGUUCCGCUCCUUUUUUGGUAGUCGACUCCUCAAAGAAUGCUCGCGGAUAACCGCAUACUGUGAAGAACUCUCGAAGAAGAUUCAACUUGUCCUGUUUGGCGGCCAGCGUGCGUACGCAGCCUCAUUUGUGUUGCAGCUAGUUGUUAUUUAGACUUAGCACUUGCAGCGUGUUCAUGGCUUUUCUGUAGGCUGUCUCAUCAACUUGCCUUCUGAUUGGCGGCAGACGAUAUCAUCCAGUAACAGGAGUCUGUCCUCCACCUCCUCUUCCAUUGUGAACUGUAUAUCAGGAAUGAUGGAGUUCAGUCGUCCUUUGUAGUAAUUAGUCCUGUCCUGGUCGAUGAUGACGAAGGUGUCGCCAACAUAGAGUGCUAAAACCCCGGUCUGUACCCCUCGAACAGUCGCCCCACCAGUUUUUGCAGAACCGUCUCGGCAGUGAGCCCAGAGAUUUGCGAACCCAUUGGGAUGCCCUUAAUUUGCCCAUGUGUGAUUUCUUCGUAGGCAAAGGAUGUCUUCAGGCAGUGCUCCACGAGCUCUUUGGGGCCCUGAGCUGUGGGCUAAUCAUCGCUCUCAUCGUAUGUUUGACUACUGUUUCAGCCACGAGGACCUGUGGUAUGGACGUGAACAGUGGAUGGACAUCGAAUGACACCAUCCUCUCAUUCAGUCCGGUUAUGACUGCCUUUGUUUUGUCAAGCAACUGUUCUGCUGAGUGCUGCGUUGUUUGUGAGCCCGUGGUUAGGAACCGCAGUUUCUGAAAUAACCAGUUUGCAAACACGUAUGUAACUGUUUCUCGAAGCGAGAUGAUUGGCCGGAGGAGAGCCUCGGGUCCACGUACUGUUGGGAGGCCGUAGAGUCGAGCCAUAGCUGCUUCUGUUGGUUUCGCCAUACACCAGUCAUUGGUGGUGGUGAACUUAUCCGUCUUCAUUCGUGCCAGUGUCCUGUUUGGCUUCGCCAGUAGUGACUUAGGACUGGCUGCGUCGCUGAUUUUGUAGGACGCGUAAGGACUUUGUUUCGAUAAUCCACCUUGUCGAGGACAACGGUUGACCGGUCUUUAUCGGCAGGUAGAAUGACUAUCUCGGAUGUCCACCGGCCGCUCAGCCAACCGCUACAUCAAUUCGCCGUCCCCUAUUCGGUUUCACAAUCUUUCUUGACAGGAGACAACGACGGCGAGCAACAGUCUCGACCGUCAAUCAUUGCCGUCGUUUACGAGGGUGGGGAGACAGUUAACGGUGAAACGGGGGUCAAAUGCAGUCCAACAGUUGGCAUUGUCGACCUACGCAUCAGGAAAAAAUGCAUCAUAUAGUGAGAGAUGUGCGCAAGACUCUACAGUCUCUGAAGACGGGUAGAUGGAAUAACUAAUGGAAACGUCGGACCUACAAUAAAAAUCUCCUGGUGAACGUCUCCUUUCCUUUUUAAAUGUCGCCUAGGGCCCGCAUUUUCACCAUUGUAUAUAUGCAUAUAUAUUAAAGGUAUUAUACCGUACUUCCGACAUAGAUACUUGCUAAAAGCCCAGACACGUGUUUCGCCGAUAUUCUGCCGCUGCGUGACACAGCUGCGAGGGGUUUGGCUCUUCAGUGGGACCCCCAGCAUUCUCUAGCGGUUUCUAAUAAUAUUAAUUCCAGAGAAUAAUCAAGUGAAUAAUUUCAGAAAUUACUCAGUGCAGGACUUGGAGUUAGAUCUCCGGGACAUGACUUUUUAGGGUCAGAACCGAAAUUUCAAUGAACAUUCAAGUCGAAGACAAUCAACUACUGUGGAAUAACCACGUAAUGCCCAUUCUACAAACAAGUAAUACUACGAGUAGUAUCAAAUUCAUAUGGUAACAUGUGUGUGGGCUUUUAGCAAGUAUCUAUGUCGGCAGGACGGUAUAAUACCUUUACCAUAUGGAUUUCAUACCACUCGUAGUACUGACUGUUUCUCGUGAGGAAUUUGCGCUGCGCGUCGACCUCUCGUCCUCCUGCCGUGCACCAGUUGAUUUUCCAAGGCAGUAACCAACCGAUGCUGAGAUUGAGCGCAGUUACUAACAGAACUAAAAACAGCCCGUCUGCAUAUGCGACACACACGAUCUGCCCGCCUCCACAACACCCCAGCAUUUAACACGCUGGAUAACGGGUACGGAUCUCACAUGUGUUAGAUUAGCAGAUGGGCAACGUGGAGGAGCAGAAGGGCACGAUUCCUGCUUCUGUGAGAGGAGCCGAUUCUUUGCUUGUGGUGGGUGAUGAGGAACGUGUUCGUAUAUGAUGUAUGUGCUGGUGAGGGGACACAUGAUGGGAUUGGGCCGCUAAUGCCAUCCUUUUGUUUCCAUUGGACAUUUUCGGUUAUCCAACCACCCACGUCCUUCUUGGCCUUUUCGAGUCUGAUUUCAGAAUAUAUUCCCAGUCGCUAUGCGACUGGACGAGUAAGCCCCGUAACCCGAUCACUGGACGCAUUUCCAGCGUAGUUAAUAUUCCCGAUCAUGACCGACAGGACAAAGGGCCCGUGGCUCAGUUGUUAGAGCGUUGGCCUUACUAACGCUUGAUAACCAAAAGAAACCGCAUUCGAGCGCCAUGGGCCCCAAACCUGGGGCUGAGUAAGGCUGAGUGACGACGCCUAACAGUUGGAAGUGAUCACAGAAAUCUCCCUUGCCUUUGUUGAGCCCUCUUUUAGCUAUGCGACUGCCUGCGAGCGCUCUGCAUUGAGCUGCAAGGCCCAAUAGGACGAAUAAGUCCCGUAACCCUAUCGACAAACGCACUUCGAGGACAUAUAUAUAUAUAUGUAUACAGAAUGGUAUUACCGACAAAGACAAAGGAGACCAGAAUGACCAUUUCUGGCUUAUUAACCAUCUUCAUCCUGUCAUACUGUACCCUGGUGCUCGAUCUCGCUACCUAUUUGUUAGAAGUCCAACACCUCUAACUACUGAGUCACGGGCUCGUUGUCCUGCCGGUUGCGAUCGGGAAUAUACACUGACAGAGGGGCGCUCAUCUGUCGUUUUUACGGAACUCGCUCGUCAGUCAGUGACCGAUGUCACGAAAUGUUGACCGAAAUCCUAGAAUGCUUUUUGAUUAUUCCGUAUUACUUAAGUGGGGUGGUAAUAUUAAUUAUCGUGUGGAAUAAUCCCGUGCUAUUCUAGACACGCCAGGAUGUUGGCUUUUGAAUGCACUUCUUCAUGGCCGCCCGCAAAAACUUCACUUGAUAAAAAAAUAUUAUUUAAGUAGCAUACAUCUUCUCUGUCGAUCUUGGGUGUCCCUAUAAAUUCGAAAAUGUUUCUCAGAAAGCAUGCUCAAAAAUAUUCAUUCUUGUACUCAGUUGGUGGCAAAUCACUCCUUCUUCGAGUCACGUACUGAAAGAGAGUAUCUUUAGGUUUAAAAAAGCUUUCAAUUCCCGAAUAAUCUUGAACUCGAUCUGCCAUUGCAUUUUCGUUUAGGGUUUUCGGUCUGCAGACCAUAUACUUGUGGGGAAAAAUAUACAUGCCUUGAUGCCAUUUAAAAAAAUACCAUAUAAGGCUCAUAGGAUGCUGCAGUGCGUACGGACUAUGUUGUAUACUUGACUAGGAGUAUUGCUAAACGGACAGACACGAUGCUAUGCAAAUUGACAUUGCACGGUUUUAAAAAAUUCAAUUAUAAACUUCAUUAAAAGCGAAACAUACCUUAUAUCCGAGUAUAAAUUUUAAAGAAGACGUGAUUUUCUACCGAAUGAGUACACUUAAGUAUUCCUUCCAAAUCUAAAGCGCACUUUAAAAUCUCGGGUAGCUUUUCAUGAGAGCGGUCAUUGACUGUAUGUAUCCAUGCGUCUAAAAUUUAGCACCACAUUUUAUUUCCUGGAGCUCUUAAUCUUUCCGCCUAUUUUUGCAAAGAUUCGCCUGAAUAACAGCUUCAAUCCAUGCUGUACAAUCCGCCAUCUCAAGAGCAACUACCGUUCAUUAUGUCAUUUUCUCCUCUUUGGAUGUGUCAACAUCUCGGCUGUCAAAUUUGUGGAGCCGGCUCAUACUCUUGUUCAGUGCCAUCCAAUUUUACCUCGAGACAAAUUCCGAUCGCUGACAGUUUGUCUUCGAACUAGACUUCAUCCUCGGCGGAUGAAUUAUCUCCUUUCGUGGAGUUAGUAACCCACUUAGUCAUAAGUAAGAUCUGUGACCGACAAAUAUGAGAGUUCGUAGUUUUAUCAACCGGAAUAUUCCUAAUGGCGGACUGUGCGAAAUAGGACACGUUUUAUGGCUAUUCAAGGUCAAAAUUUUCUACCUGUUAAAAGAUCAAAUUGUUCUUUUGAUUAGGCAGGUUCUUCUUCGCAUAAGUCACGUGUACUCCCGACUUUUUUUAGUCACGUACAUACCUGAAACAGUCCCUUUUUAUGAACAGAUCAGUCGACCUAGAUUCGUGAAGGGUAGAUGUUUUCUCCUCCUCAAGGUCAUGCACAGCUGACAGUUGCAACUGCUACGACCUUGAGGGCGUCCAAUGUGCUAACUGUUGCUUCUUGCUUUGCACUUCAGCGGCAAAAUGGGCUCUUGAAUCGCUGCAAGGUGUUUUGGGGCUGUUUGAAGGGUGGUGCAAUUCGCGGAAGUCAAUGGAGCAACUGCCGUUAUGGGAUUUUAGUUAUUCAUCCUAGCUUAAAGCCAAUAAUAAAUAGUCUACAAUCGUAACACAACUGCUUCGAAAUACUAGAUAUGAAAGUUUACUGAAAGACAGUGUCCCUUUCUACUUUCUGCUGCAUAUAGGUCGUCAAGACCAGCAGCUCUGAAGGUUUCUUUUCGAGUUGUUAGCCUUUUACCCAGGCGAAUCUAGCAAAACAAGUAGUUGACCCUCUUUGUGCACUUCUCCCCAGUUCAAGGUCAGUAGAGCCAAUUAAUUCGCUGGGCAGCAGCCACCUUUUACAGGGCAAACGAACCGAGCGUGUACUUUCCGCGAGUCGCAAGUAAACAACCACAAAAACAUCGCCGUCACUGUCGCUUCCUCUCUCCACAAAAAAAUACGUCAUGUGUGGCUGAGCCCUCGGAGGAUCUUGGUUUUUGUGAAUUUUAUGACUGAGUUUUCCGUCAAGCUCUUGACGUAACACACAUGGAACAAACUACCCAGCGAGUCCACACGUGGUAAACAGUUACGACAGCCUUCAACGAGGGCUGGUUGGGAAAUGUACAGACUCGCGGGCCCCUUGUCCUAUAGGCUGAGAUUGGAAAGUGAGUUGACCAAUCAGAUUACGGAUCUGCUCGUCGCGUUGGGACUUGAGGCCCAUCGCAUAAAGACCAGGAAUAUAUACAUAGAACAGAGUUUCGACGAAGACAAGAGAGACUGGAUUGGCCAUUACUGAUUUAUUAGCCGUCGUCAACCUGAGGGGUGGACAAAUGUAUGAUCACUAAACAGCCCCAUGUUGCCAUUGCUCGCUGGGCAGCGGCCCAACCAUCUCAUUGGACCCGGGGGGACUGCAAUCCCUGUUGGACCUUUUUAGAGUUAGUAGUCCAGAGAGGGAUAAUUUUCUGCUCCACAAUAGCGGCACAGUCAGGAAGUGGACACUUCUGUCUAAACAGUUACGGACAUAUGUCCUGUUUUUGCGUGGCAUCCGGCUGGGCUUGGCUUGCCGACUACUUAAAUCUCACAAUGGAAUGGGUAAUCUGUGCAUUUCAGAUGAAUUCUUAUGAACUUGAGUAAUACAGCACCGGGCAUUAAGAGUUGGUUGGUUCAGUUGUUUACUUUUUCUGGCAGCAAAAAUGAUUGUCCGCCCCCUCCUUCCCCUCCUAUUGUUGCUAACCGCCGGGCUAACAUGCAGUCUACAGUAAAAUUUUGCCACCCUAUUGAACACAUCCACCUCUCUUCCCCUUGUCCUCACUGAUGGAUUUCCGCCUCAAAAAGACCUCUCGGCUUCACCUCGUCAGUCUAAAAUGCAACCAGGAGUUUCGAUUAGCCAGCACGUAGUCAUUCCGCGGGGCUGACUUGCCGAAUACUUACAGUGGGUGUCUUAACUCAUGAGAUGUUAACCGAAAUUCUGAAAUGCAUUUUUGUUUCGAAAUGAUUACAUAACUAGGAUUUUAGUAUUAAUCACUGUGCAACAUAAUUCUAUAAUAAUUCCGUUACGUCGAAAUGCCGGCUUUCGAAGGAACUUCUCUCGAGCUACGUGCAAAGACCACGCUCUGUGAAAAAUGGCUACUUAAGUAGCAUAGAUUUUUAUCGUUGAUUUUCGAUACCCUUAAAAAUUUAAUUAUAUUUCAUGGAAAGCAUGCAUAAAAAUAUUCGUUCUUUUACUCCCUCAGUAGAAAAUGACGUCUUGUUCCAAUUUUAUGCUCGAAGGAAGGGUACAAUUCGAUUUUAAAAAGGUCUUCUAAUUCCCGAGUAAUUUUGAACCCGACCCACCGUUACAACUGUAUUCAGGGUUUUCAAACUGCAGGUCGUAUAUUUUCCGCGUACGGAAAACCAUACAUUUCUCUACGGUAUUAGAAGUAGACCUUAUGGGAUUCAUAAAAUUAAGCAGUACAUUUGAGCCAUUUUGUUAAUUUUACAACCCACAUUGGUAAAUGCAGAGACAUGGCGUUUUACGAAUUCCCAUUUCACAGUAUAAAAAAAUCUCUAAUUGGAAACCUUUUUUCAACCCAAAUUAUACCCUUCCUUUGAGUAUUAAAUUGGAAGAAGACGUAAUUGUCUACUGAUUGAGUAAAAUAACGGAUGUUUUUGUGCAUGUUUUCCAUGAAAUAUAGUUGAAUUUUUAGGGGCAUCGAAAGCCAACGAGAAAAAAUCAUGCUACUUAAGUAGCCAUUGUUUAAAGAGUGCGGUUUUUGCAUGCGGCUGGAAAGAAGUUCGUUCUAAAGCCGGCAUUUCGAGGUAACUGAUGCGUUAUAGAAUUGAGUUGCACGAUGAUUAAUAUUAGAAUCUCACUUCAGUAGUCUUCGAAACGAAAACGCAUUUCAGAAUUUCGGUUAAUGUUUCAUGAGUUAACACACCUACUGUAAACCUGACAAUGAAAUGAAUACUCUGUACAUUUACGAUGGAUUCUUAUGAACUUGGUAAUGCAGCACCGGGAGUUAGGGGUUAGUUUGUUCAGUUGUUUACCUUUUUUAGCUAACAAUAAAAGCAACUCACAACACCUCAGUAAAAGCUAGCUUGCCUCACGCGUGCGUGCGUGUGUGUGUGUCUGACUGCCCUUUUCAUCCUUAAAGGAUAAACCUGACAGCAAAAGGAAUUGUCCGCCCGCUCCUUCCUCUCCUAUUAUUGCUAAUUGCCGGGUCAACAGGCGGCCUUCAGUAGAAUUUUGCCACCCUAUUGACCACAUCUACCUCUCUUCCCCUUGUCCUCACUGAUGGACUUCGGCCUCAAAAGGACCUCUCGGUUUCACCUCGUCAGUCUAAAAUGCAACCAGGAGUUUCGAUUGGCCAGCACGUAGUUGUUCCGCGAUUAACUCACUGCAAUUUAAGCAACACUCUGGUUACCAGCCCAUUUAAAUUUAACCUUCAUGCUAACAGCUAAAAAUUGUUCAUACUUCCUUGAACGAAGGGGGCUUAUUAAAAGACACCGCAAAUGAUGCCCGUAUACCAUGUCAUUUGUAUGAGGACUAGAUGAUGUUUUAGAUGUCGAAAGAGAGCGAGAGUCUCUUUUUUGACCGAUCAAUGCUCCAAAGCAAACGCAGCAAGAAUGUCCUAUUCUCUGUCUAGGCUGGUGAAACACUAUUGAUUUUUCUGGGAUUCUCGCACGUUGUUCAGUUCCCGUCUGAAGAAAUCUGCACCACGAUGAACUCACAGCAUGAAAACCCAGACAGAUCAACAGUAGACAUAACCUGUCUACUGUUGAAUCAUCGGUAUAUGUGGAAACCUGUCUGGUCCCAGAGUUGAGCUCUUCUCUCAAGACAAACUAUCAUAUAAAUCCUCCUGAAAAUGAGAUUCUACGGGAACCACAAAUGUCUAAGGUACAUUCUCGGGGGGAGUGCAAGUAAAAGACAGCGAUAGCAAGCCCGUGACAUUCCCGUUGGCAUUUUUCGAGUUACAUUUACUGGCUGUUCUCCGGGGUUACAACUCCUCGUGGGUAGGGUGCACUAUAUUUAGUUGUCUCACCUAUACAGAAGUUGGGUGACGUCAAAUGAAUGACCUUUUGUUCGUCGCCCCUGCGUCUGCUUUGUUACAUUCGUAUUCCCCUGCUUCGAAUGGGUGCGUUGUCGCUCUAUCGACCUGUCCAAACGAGGUCUGCUUCAUUUUCGGAGGGGAAACCGCUGCGUGUGUGUAGCGCGCGUAGAGUGGGAGUAAGACUUCUGGCAAACUACUGCGUCCUGGUUGAUUUCCAGCUAUUUUUUGUUUUUUUUUUCUUGCAACUGGGGCGACAUUGGUUUUGGGAGGGGACGUAAGUUCAAUGCUGCCCGGGCUUCCUGCACUGUAAUUCAACUCACCCUGAAGUUUUCUCAUCUGGUCGCCUUUGUCGAGCACGAUCCCUGAAUUAUCGCGUCUUCAGGGAAAAAAACUCAACGGAUGAGCCGUUAGUGCUUUUUACGACUGUGUUCCUGUCAAAUCUAACCACUCUCAGUCGUGUCGCAAAUAUUGCUUCACAAAUGACGAUCAGCAAGCACUCACCUGGAGAGUUUCGCUCGCUCUCCUCUCCAGUCGAGAAGACCGGGCGCCGUAAGCUUAAGGAGGAGGUUUGACGUUAAGCUGCAGUUAAACGGCAGAGUUCAAUAUAAUGCAGCACUGAACGCCUAUGGAGAACGACUUAGAACGUGUUUAACUUAAUAUGUCCCGGCGAAUUUGUCGCAUCGAGUUCGAAUUGCCUCGAUUUUUGAACGAUUCCUGAUUACUCUGCUCGAAGGAUGGUUCUCAGGCAAAUUUGGUCCAAAUCCUCCAAUUUCUGUUCAUCUGCAUGCAUCAUUAGGAUUCAGUUGUAAAGGCGGAGUUGCGGACGGAUCGCGAAUCUCUGUGGCAACUGAAGUAUUACGAGUGAUUCAUAUGGGCCGAGAGCUUUGAAAAACUCUGCGAGCAGUGUCGGUUUGGUUGAGGAUGUCGUUCUUAUUCUUUCUGUUUCGCAACAACUUUACCGCAACAUGUUUUAAAUUGUCUAACCGAUGACAAUCGAGAGAUGGCACCCAAAAAAAUCCGCCUAACCAUAGCAGCCUAUCUUACGGGACAGGUGGUAAUAGGGGUUUUAUGGAUGGUGGCUGGUCGGGAUGUAUGAUACUAGCCGACGGAAAGGCUUAUUUGAACAGGUGAAUGAUCGAAGUUUGCCCGCUCUCCGUUCCGUUAUUACAAAAUGGGUCGCCAAAGACAUUAUAGUGGUAACGGAUGGAAGGCGUAUAAUCCUCUUCCCUCAGAAGGUUAUCUACAUUUCUCAGUUAACCACUCAAAGAACUUCAAGGACCCUACCACCGGACGGCACACCAAUGCCAUUGAGGCAUACUGGAGUAGACUGAAAAGGAAACUCCACGAGAGAGGCCCUGUAUGUGGUCGAGCUGUGUGAGCUCACAUAGACGAAGUACAGUAUCGUCUUUGGUUUGGCCUCAAUGCCAUAUCUUUGACAGAUGCCUGGGAACUGUUCCUGUCCCAUGUUGUGCAGACGUAUCCUAUUGAAAAGUGAUUUUGUUGUGUAAUAAACUGCCAUAAUGCGAACGUAUGCCCUAUAUUUAGGUGUACGUGUGUAACGAUGGGGACGGUUGGAUAACAGCGACCAUCGUCCAUGUAACCUCCUGCAAUCUUCGUUCGGCCAGCCCAUGUUAGGCAGUCGGGGAAAGUCCAAGUAGUGCGUGAAAGUAGGCCUGCAGCCGCUAAUAUAGCCUGAAGGCGUUUGAGUCCACUGUUAAAGGUAUUAUUUCUAGGUAACGGAUUUUUGGGUGCCAUCCCCCGAUUUUUACCGUCUAAUCUUAACAACCUGACAGCCAUCAAUCGCGGGGACCAUAGGCGACUUCGAGGAGGCCACUCAUUGUGUUUAUUCAAUCUCGUAGGAUCGACAACCAGCUCGAAACCCCAAUUUUUGGGCCUCAUGGUGUCCCCUGCCUUGCUGCAACUGACGGCGAAAGUCACAAUCGAGUGCAGUUGAGUCAGGACCAGAGUUGACUCCUGGCACAACAGCCUGUCGUCUACGCGGUUAUGAAUAUGUCAGACCUCAUCUGUCGCUAAGUCUACUUCUGGAACCUGUGACGGACAAUUGGAGCUCGUUCUCUUUCCAAACUACGGUUCUCCCGCCGCUAAAUUGCUUUUUACGCCCAGGCACAGCGGCCAGAAGACAUCCCGGGGUUUCGGUUGGCGUCUAAAGUCUUGGUUGCGUCGCCCCCCUUUCCUGUCCCGUUGGGUAUCGCUCGCCCCGCGACCAAGCGGCAUGUUCUCGAGGACAAAAAAUAUCAGCCUCGCUCGACCGCUGCGAGGUGUGCUUGCGCCAUGCUCAUUACUCAAGCAUGUGUCCUCGGACAGGUCUUUCUACUUUGGUCUGUUUUACAUUAGUUACAUAGAAUCGAUUUCAAAUACCCGCAACUUCUGCGAAAAUACUAGAGUAUGAGAGUCUGGUCUCCGGAUAAGUGGGUUUAUUUGCCCGGCGUCCGGACCCCCUGAGCGAGUUCAUUGUCGGGUGUGCCGACACGCCUAGGGGCGGCUACCUGCACCCUCCUCCACCUCCGGCCUUCUGUACUCUGGCUUGACACCAGGCUGAGGAUAAGGGGGUGCGGCAGAUGCUGCGCAAGUCUGCGCUCACUAUAGACUGAAUCACGGACAAGUCGCCGUACCUGCUCCCACCUAGCUGUGGCGCACACGGUGGACAUCGUCGGCAACGACGGUCGAACUGUCGUAUAAUGCCAAUUUGCGAACGGUAGGUUUGCGCGGCUAUUAAAUGGGUUAGUGUCUGAAUGGCAUGUCUGGUGCGGCUCAUAGACCUUGCUUGCAGUAGCCCAUGGCCGUAAACCUAACUUCUCGCAGUCCGGACUUUUGUUCUUUUAAAUCACUUCUUGUAAUAUCAGCAGGCUUUUCCGUCCCUUGCAGUCAUGAGCGUUUGCGUAAGUGAAAUAAUGCCUCGGUUUUUCUGCUUGUGUCCCAGCGAAUGAAAUCCCUGAGCAUCCUGUCUAGGCCUGCAUCCUGUCUAGGUCUGCAUCCUGUCUGGUCUGCGAAGUCACGAACCUGUCUUAGACGUCACGGGAUGUGGCAAUUGUGCACAUUAUGCAUGCAGUUAUUUAUGAUUGGUCCACUCAUUUUUCCGCCACCAGAGGUCGUAACAGUUUGCAUUGACGUAUCUCUGUCGGGCUUUCAGCCUAAGGCCGUAGAGAACUCAGGAGGGGACGAAGUACACGACCGACUUUUGCGUUGCUUUGUCCGUGCGGACUUCAGACUGACCUCAGUAGUCGUUUCAUGUUGCCGAUAUUGGGAACUAACUUCCCGAUCGUUCAAACAGAAACUAUCCUGCCUGGCGAGCCUAGACCGUAUUCAGUUCACGGAGUUCUAAUGUUUUUUUUCAAUUUUCUGGACGCCCAAGUGCGGAUCUAAUUUCCAACUUCAUUCCAAGUCCAAACUUCGAUGCGAGCUCUUAUUCAUAACAAUUACACAUGUCGCGAAAUAACCGCGUUUUGACAGAUGGAAGACGAAUGGGUAAAUGAUCCUUUUCGGCAGCUUGUUCUCGAGCCAAUCCGAUUGCACGCGUGAUCCAUCAGUUUAAGCCGUUCACACCCUGACUGGUAACUUAAUCCGCUCGUGGAUAACAGCUUUUUGGUAUCCUUGGGCGUGCCGAUGGGAGUUGUCAUCGCUGUUUGGAGGCUGUCAACCGGGAAUGGUCUACAGCGUGCGUAGCAAUACGCAUAGUAAAUCAUCCCUGCCCCAACUUCACCCAUAACUCCCACCAGAUCACAAGCUGGCUCUAUUAUAAAUGUACCACUCACAGUGAUGAUCUGGAGGACCCGUUCCGCACCUCCCUCCGGUAUUUACAAGAAUGAAGUGCGAGAGAGAAACAGGUGUACCAAUUCUUUGUUGCAUACUGAGGAUCGGGAGAUCGAAGAGUUGAACAGCCCCUUGCUGCGUCGCAUGGCAUUCUCUGAUCCUGGCAACUACACGGCAUCACCUAGCCUUUAACCCCUCUUCAGGCUUUCACCUUUUCGUUUGCCUGAGAACCUGACUUUUGCCUUUGCCCAGUCACCGUCAUGUUAACUUUGAUCCUUUUGGUUAUCUUUAGUCUCCACACGCUGCAUGCUGCCUUGAACGAUUUUGAUCGUUGCUGCUGCGAGGAGGACUCCAUUUCCAACGGUCCCAGCACCUUCCCCCAGCUGACACACCUCUUCUUCAGUGAUAAUCGUCUCGCCAACUGGUCAGCAGUCUGCUGCCUUGGCAGACACUUCCCGGCUCUGCAGUAUCUGGUGCUGCUGGGCAACCCGCUCACCUCCGUCACAAAACCCGACCCCAGUGACGCGAGCACAGCCAAAUGUUUCUACAAUGUGACAAGUCUCAAUCUCACUGAGACGGAAAUCGACUCCUGGGACUCCGUGGAUGCUCUCAACUACUGUAUGCCAGCUCUGCUCUCGCUCAAACUAGGCAACGCUCUCCCCCUCUUUAAGGUGAGUCUUGUCGAUUUUGCCAACGCUUUCCCCCUCUGUGGAUGUAAAUCACCUGCCCUUGGUGGAGGUGUUGGGUCGACCGUCACGGACAAUGAUGUUUACCGUGUGCCCCGCGGAUUGGACGCCGCACUGGUGAGUUGCACGCGGAUCGGCCUCUGGUGAUAGCGGACUUGCGCAGCAACUUCUGCACUCUCUCCCCCUCACCAUCCUGGGCUCGGUGGUAAAACUGAGUCGCGACGACGGGAGGUGGGACCGGACGCAGGAGUUCACAAAGUCUCUCCUGCUGAUACUGACGAUGUCACAGCCAAGGGGGCCCGUGGCAGACCUGAGACGAAGACUUUCCACCGCGUUCGACGAUCCCACAUCCGGUCGACCCGACUCAGACUUGACACUGGCACAUGAUGAUAAAGAGACGGGUGGAGACGACUAGCCGAAACACUGUGACGUGCUCAGAGUGAUGGAUAUGAGCCACCGUCAACUAACGGAACCGAUCAGUAAUCCUUCUGAUCGAGAAUCAGGGUUCAAUGGCUCCCUCCUAAUAUGGUCUCUGUGGCAAUUGUUGUCUAUGCAGGGUGCAAUCUGCCAAAGCGUUUUUUGUACGGAGCGAAGGAACGGCAUGCAUGCCGCAUACGUGGGCAACAGCCCAACGCCAGAGCAAUCAUUGUUCCCACACUUGCCCCCAAAGCACAUUGAGGGUAAAAUAUGGUCUGGUAGCCCCACCUGAUGGACACAAUGCUGUUGGGGUUGGGGUUAAUGGUUACGGUUAGGGGUUAACGCAACUAUUUCGCAAUCAUUCAAAGUACAAACGCGCCUUCCCAAUAGCCCUUCUUUUGCAUACAACUACUUGACCUCGUCGCCUGUGCGUUCUCCGGUCCCAUCUACCAAAACCCCUAGUACUAACGGUCCCGUAUUAUAGGUGACCGGGGUUUGUUUACAUCAGGUGGGGCUACAUAAUCACAUCCGCCCACGUUGAGUUGUCAAGAGCGAGUGAGCUACACGCCUCGGAAAUCCCCCUCCCGGGGUGGACAAUCCUACAUCUUUCAGCGUCAUUUGCUACUGGUAGUGAGAUAGUUGCGAUUUUAGUAAUUUUAAUACAGCUUCAAGCGUUGGCCCCGUCGAAUGAGCGAAAAUGAUCUUUGCGUAUGAGAAUGGAGGCGUUCGCAAAUCGCAAAUCUUCAGUUCCUAACUUGUCGACCAGUUUUUCGUCCUUAUGUCCUUGGAAGUAGCCUGCAAACAGUCACUAUAGUAGUCAGGAGGGACGACAGAGAAUGCGGGUAGAUUGAUGCAGUACUGUUUCGGGCUUAUUUUGCCUUUAUUCAGCCAAUCAUAACCCUGGCCAGCAGCCAGGUACGUCUGUGCGCAUGUUUGUGCAUCUGGUCCCCGCUGCUGUUGGUCAGGGUUAUGAUUGGCUGAAUGAAGGCACAGUAAGCCCGAAACAGUACUAUAUCAAUCUACCCGCAUUCUCUGUCGUCCCCAUCGCUGCUAUUAUGACUUGGCCGACUUCGGCCUGACACUUGGUCGCCUGUUCGUGAUCUUUGCCACCCAUACGGAGCUUGUUUGCUUCGAGAAGCCAAUAGAUCGGUAUGCGCCCAUUCCUGAUUGAGUCACUGCAGUGUAUGAUUCAAUAAAAUACCACCAUGUAGGCCCAGGAGUCAGGUCGGCAGGGCCGGGAGGACAGCCUUUGUUGGCUGAGAGAGAGAGAGAGAAAGAGAGCACAAGCGAUUGUCAUCGAGCGCUGAGAGGGCCGAGUGACUGGCAUGAACUACAGCCAGCAUGCCUGCACAAGGCACGCAAUCAGAAGCAGCGGUAAGACAGCCAAUUGACGCGGGCACGUGUUCUUGCAGCAGCGACGUGCCCGAACAGCCCGCAGCUCCAUGUGAGUCACCACGACGCACUCCUCAGAAAACGCUGGUCCUCGUCACUUGUGGCGGUCGUCAGCGGGCCUGCUAUUUAUCUUCUCCUGACCACCAGCAUCGCGACUCCUGUAUUCUCGAUGGGGGUGAUCUGCGCCUGCAUCUGGACACCCUUCGAAGUAGAGAGGCGGGCGCGUCUUUCGAGCGAACAGGACUGGAUUGAUGCAGCUCGAGGAGUCUUCGGAAGGGCUGAGGUAGUCGCCUUGAGAUCCGUAUCGUCGCCGGUCUGCUGUGCGCCCCUUUUCACUUUUACGAAUGUGGGCUGGCCGGAACGCGUUGGUUAUCUCCGAACAUCGCCACCAAAGUUGGUCGGAUAUGUUAAUCUCAUCUCGAACCAAACGAGGCGAUUCACCGUCACGGCAAACUAAAAACAAUUGUUUCUGUUCAUUCGGAGGCAACGAGCCAAUUUGAUCUUGCUGUCAUUCUGAAUUCUCAACCUUAUCGCUCGUGUGAAAAGACUAAGUGGCAACGGGCAACGCUUUGGUGGCCCUUCUUCUGUGGAUUUUUAUCUUGGACUCAGAUCGAAUGCUCCAGAUGCUGUCUCACAAUCGCUGCGAAGCUCUUGGAGAGGAGUAAUUCGUCAGAAUCCGCGAUGGCCCCGUAGUGGGAUGCGGCACGGACAUUGCUGUUUUCGUCCUCUUCGAGUAAGGAGUAGAUGGCUUUAAGAAACUCGACAUCACCAUAGCAAGAUGCUUCUGUGAUUCUGCCUCAUGUUGGACUGUAUUGUUGGAAUAAUAGGCACUUAUAUACGCGUCUGGCUAGACUGAAUAAGAUGUACUUAUUGUUUUUUAAUCGCUGAAGCCAGUGACUUGACAAUUUCUUUGGCUGGCCUACGGGCAACGCAGCUCUGCGCGCGACAUCCGUUACAGUCACUGCUGUUGUGCAGUCCAGGUGUUUUUCAUGAUUGUUUGCGUAUAUCAGGAAGGAAAUGGGUCUCCGUACUGACUCCCACAAUAGGCUGCGCUGUAGAUGUGGUUGACCAAAAUGGGAGUCGGAAUGGCGAGCGGCAUACGUUAUUUGGGCUACGCAUAGCCCGCGCCAGCUCACAUACAUACAUGGGCGGUUUGGUGGCACGCCCAGAUUUAAGCCUUCACACUGCGUCAGUCACUGUGCCCAGUAGGUAACACCGGCUGCUUGACCGAAUCGAACAGUCGACUGGUUAGUGGACGAAGGGAAGAGGGAGUGGGGCCGACCCUGAGGAAUGAAUCCUCACGGCACAUUAUCGCGUUCCUCACUAAUAAUAGAUCGCACGUGCUAAGGGCCGUGGCUUGGAGGUUCACCAACUGAUGGGAUAAUUUAGUUCGAUUCAGGACUGAAAGUCCUUCUUUACGUAGCUUCAAUGGCACUCUCAGUCAGGCAAGGUCCUAGCCGCCCUCUGGAAGGCCUGAUACGUUUUGUGGCCCCAGCUCGUGUGUGGCACGUGUAGAUGGACUGCUUAACCUUGUCAGCCACUCUGCCCGAACCUCCCCCCGUUCGUCCUGACAUUUUCAUGCCACCGGAACCAGGUGAGUUGGGGAGAGGGAGUGCGGUAGAUGCUGCUCAAGUAAGCCUUACCAGAACCUAAUUUGCGCGCAAAUCAACGUCCUGCACCUACUUUGUAGGACAUACUGUAGACAUUCAAAUAGUAUGGGUCAUGAAUAUGUUGCGUCUUUUCACUGAGCCUUUUCAAAUGUCAGUCUGUAAAGACUAUUUCGGUGUGCUCAUCUCCCCAUGUGCAAGCUUGUUCACUUUGACUGAUAUUUCCCCCCCCCCACCCUUUGGACCUGGAACACUCUGAUCAAAAAUAUAUUUGAAAGAAGUGAGGUCGGCCUACAGUGCGAUAGCCCAUUCGUUUGAAGUCUCGCACUUGUGUGCACUCUUGUCAUAGGCUUUAAAAUACAGGCGAAUCCAUCUUUCCUUUAAAACCCCUUCAUUGACCAUUUAUUGACGUUCCUCUUCCAUGAGGUGAAUUUUGACCGUCUGGGGGUGGAUGGAAUCGACGACUACUCAACUCGGUCUCAUCUGGCCUGGGUUAUCUAUUAAGGAUUAGGUGGAAUAUUACUGAAACGCGAUGUCAUAUGGAAAUAAAUCGUUUACUUGAUAACUCUUCUUGCCAAACUUUAAGUUUUAUGUCUCGGUCACGUAUUAGUUUCACCUUCGGAUAAAACUUGACGAUCCUGAUAAAACUACCAAAUAGAGUCAUCUGAUUUCAUGACCUGGGAUUUUCUAACAGUUCCUUGGAACUUUCUAUUGCACAGGACUCUGACGCCGACAUGGUAAGGAACGAGGUCAUUGCCAGAAUGCCUGGCCUUACGUCCUACAAUAACACUCUGAUCAGUGCUGAGGAAAGAGAACGGGCGGAGCGCGAUUUCGUUCGUCGUUUUGGUCAGCUAAGCAGUGACCAGCGUCCUAACCGGUAAGUCAUUUGAGAUAAAGCCAUGUGCAGAGGCGUGUUUUUUGCUAAAUACAAGCUUACUUUCAUGAUAAGAGUAACCAUGAAUUAUAAUUAUAAUUUCUAUUCCUGACUCUGCCGACACGCAGCAGUCCUGUCUUCUCCGACGCUUAAGCAGACAACUGUCUGUCCAUUUCUUCCUUAGUUAUUGGGAGCUGGAAAACCAACAUGGAAAGGUUGAACCACUUGCGGUCAUCGAUCUUUCACCAAAGCGCUUCGUCCGACUGUGCGUCCGACUUGGUGAUCAAGAAGUAGGCCUCCACUUCUCUCUAUGUCGUUGCAUCCCCCUACGUGCACUUUUUCCCCUGCAUCAUUCGCCUGUUUUUUUCAACUCUUUGCAUAGAAAUGGCACAAUUUCUGCCUUCGGAAGUCCACUCAGAAAGUGAAACAGGAAAUCUGCCAUCUAUUUGGCCUCGAUGAAAAAAACAGUAAGCACGCCCGUCUCUACUACUUGGACCAGGCCAUGGUUGGUGCUCUCGGACCGGAGGAGUUAAAGACACCCUCGCGCCUGCUUUACACCUACCAUCCCGAGGAUGGUGAUGUUUUGGAGAUCUUCUUUCCGCCCUCAGUCUCCUCCAAGCCCUCUAGCAAGCGCGUUACCGCCCACGCAGUCUCCGAAUCCUCAUCGGCGACCGCGACGACGACGCCUGCUACCCCCGGCGCAGCAACCCCCACUUAA
Molecule: messenger RNA, 24878 nt
Organism: Spirometra erinaceieuropaei
Lineage: Eukaryota; Metazoa; Platyhelminthes; Cestoda; Diphyllobothriidea; Diphyllobothriidae
Source: the annotation of a GenBank genome assembly